ACUCGAUUUUGUCACCUCUUUAGGACCUUUACCCUAACCUUUACUAUCGCAACUAGAGGCUUAACCCUGACAUGAACGGACACCUUAUUGUAAGACAGUAACGUAAUGAGCUACUUGUGUGUGUGUGUGGGGGGGGCUUCUGUGUUCCUGUACUUAUGCCUUUGUGAGGACAAUUUAAACAAAGACCCCACGGAGUGAGGACACUUUUUGAAAGUGAGGACAUUUUGACGGUCCUCACUUUUUCAGACUUGAAAUUUAGGGUUAAGGUUAUAACUAGGUUAAGGGUUAGGCAUUUAGUUUGGAUGGGUUAGGUAAGGUUAAGGGGCUAGGGAAUGUACAAACGUGUGUGUUUGCGUGUGUAGCGGUGCUCUUUUCACACUUCCUGUACCUGACUGGUUGAGUUGGAGCGUAAAGGAGGAAAACUCCCGCCUCUCGCAGCUGAUUGGCUGACCCGACGACAAGCAGCCAAUCCUAUGAGUGGGCUGCAACCGCCUUCGUUUUCUCACCUGUGACUUGCUAUUUCAAAGUAACUUCCAGGAAAUGAUGGCUGAAAAUCCCACACACACUUGAAAACCUGAGAGAACUGACUGGAGAGGGGGAUCAGGAUAUGUGAGUGAGUGCGUGUGCAUGUAAAUUAGUUGGAAUUGUUGCUUUUUCAUCAUGAGUCUCAAAAGCAGGAAGUUCUCACUGGACAGCUCUAUGACAGAUCUCAGGACGGAGGUGGACACUCUGGUGCGAGGAGAAGCAGCGGGAAGACAUCGAGACACAUCCGGAGUCUGGACGAGGCCCGACUGGAGAUCCAGGAGAUUAAUCACAGCCUCCACUCCAGCAUGACCAUAGCCGAGGAGAGCCAGGAGGGCUUACAGGAAUUUAUCAAUCAUAAACACCAUAAAAGCUUCCACAAGCUGUUCCCAGAUAUUCCCAAGGGGGAGAACCUGACACAUGUGUUCACCUGUGCCUUGCAGAAGGAGGUGCUGUAUCACGGCAAACUCUUUGUUUCCAAAAGCCACGUGUGUUUCUACUCAUCCGUGCUGCUCAAAGACACCAAGGUGGUGAUUCCUACGUCCAGUGUCAGGGAGGUGAAGAAACAGAACGCAGCUUUGUCCAUGCUGUCGAUCCAAACCGCUGAUGGAGAGAAGUACUCAUUUGCGUCUUUGAGGAACCGUGACUUGUGCCUCACACUCCUGGAAAGCCUCUGCUCAUAUGCACAGCAGGGAGAGAGUCCAAACAGCAGCCCUCACCUCUCCUCUCUAAGAAAUCCAGCCGAUCACGAUGUGGUCUCCAGUUAUUCCAGUAUGGACGAGAGCCUGGAUCGAGAUCUGAGCCGAAGAAGCAGCAUCGAUUAUGGCAACUUUUCUGACCUAGCCAGUGAAGGUGCAAUGAGAUGCAGAUCCACUCCUCACAGAAGCCCUGUGGAUAAAAACAACAGAGCUGCAUCGUGGAUCUGGAGCGGCGUCGAGACGGCGGCGUCAUUGGUGUUCGUCAGAGAAAUGAGGAAUCUCAGCGUUUUCUUCCACGUCUGCUUUAUGUUAAUUGUGCUGCUGCUGCUGGCGUCUGGCUACAUGUCGCUGAAGAUCUUAGCGCUGGAGGAGCAGCUGAUCUCUUUGGGAGUCCAGACUGAGCUGUCUCUGCACCACAGAGAGUACCAGGAGACGUAGCCUGUGGCAGAGGAUUGAUUCUUCCAGGAAAUCGUGCAAUGUGCCACUGGGUUCAGAUCCCACCCUGAGCCCUGUCUAGACACACUCCCCAAAGCAUCUUAACACUGAGACUCCGUCCCUGUGAUACACACAUCUUUUCCAUAAACGUACUGUUAUUGCACAUAUUGCUUCCCUUACUGUAGAUAUUUAAACUCCUGUACGUACACCAUGUUAUGCAGAGAGGAUUUGUUAUGAUUCAGAUCUAAAACAGAAGCGGGGCUCGCCUGCUCUGAACCAUAAGGACUCGUCAUGUUUGAUUCCCGGCCGGUGAACAGCUGAGCUCAGCUUGCAGAGGCUGCAGUUUGACCGUCGUGUUCUCGGUUCAACACAACCGACAAACAGACGCUCAUCAAGAAGGAAAACGAAGCACUUUUGUUGUUCGGUUGAUUUUAACUUCAUUCCAUAUUUUGAAUUUUCUCACUGUGUCAUUUAACAACUGCAGGCUCUAGUGUGGAAUGACUGUUAAUGACAGCAAUCAGCCAGCAGAGGGCAGUCACUUCCAUUAAAACUUGAUUGGUACUUGAGCUACAAUGACGAUUUCGUUUGCACUUCAGAGAGUUUCAAGCUCAAGAAAUAUUAUAUGCGUUGUAAAUGUUUCACUACAGACCUAAUGGCAUAUCAUUCCUGUAAGUAGUUCUUAUUCUGUAUAUUUGAUGAAAGCAUUGAUUUUGUCAUCUGUAAUAAUAUAUUAAUAUUUUUCAAAGCUUUCUCCAGAUAUAAAAAACAAAUUUUGAAGACUGUAUAGUGCCUGCAUUAAAUAAAUCCAAUGGAAAUACUUUGUGAUUGAAUGUAAUAUCAAUAAGCCAGUGUCAGUGCGGUCAUGUCAUACAAACGUUUCAUUCUGUCAAUAAAAUCUUCUUGACAAUA
This is a messenger RNA of Pleuronectes platessa (European plaice), 2564 nucleotides long. Its product is annotated as GRAM domain-containing protein 2B. Lineage: Eukaryota; Metazoa; Chordata; Actinopteri; Pleuronectiformes; Pleuronectidae. Bases 831 to 1658 code for a protein of 275 amino acids. The record is from RefSeq and is a predicted model, not a curated record. The transcript is spliced from 13 exons.